AUGCCAGGGGAUACCUCCUGCACAAGCAAACGUCGCUGUAUGAUGACAUGCGCAUCGUCAGUGUUCGUUUAUCGAGGAAUCGCUCGGCCCGGCCCAAGUACCCCGAGUGGCAAAGAAUGGCAACUCUCUCUUCUCGACAACCACUUCCCUCUCACCGCCGUCUACCACGAAACCAUUUUCUAUCCAUCUUCCUGUGAUAUUCGCUGGUCACACCUGCGCCAUACACUUCCUGCGCCAUACACUUCAACGCCGGUACUUCCCUCAAACACCCGAACUGCGCAGCAACCUUGCGCUUUUGCGUAUAGCGCUUCUACCGUCUUUCCAUGUAGUCCCAAAGUCCGUUUCUCUGGCGUAGGACCGCACCCUCCUUCGUCCGACCGCUGCGGGGUGCAUCUUCCACCCGUCCUCGUGGCUCAUAUGUCCCGCCACCCCCUCUUCUUCGCUAAAAUCCUCAUCCCCGCUUUGGUCCGACUCGGUUUCCUCACCGCUCUCCAUCACAAACUCGCAUUCCUCGUCCUCCACAACCUCAUCUUCCUCUUCAUCCUCUUCAUCCUCCUCCUCUUCAUAGCACACUCUCUUCCUCUCGCGCCUGCCACGACCGCACGUGAAAACAUCGACUUGCACGCCACCAACAAGCCCCGCUCGCUUCUGCAUGCGCUCUUGCUUUUUCACCCGUUCCUCCUGGAUCUUCUCCAGACGCGUGCAUCUCGCUAUAGAGCGAUCGGCACGCUCUCUGAGCCACGCAGCCGCGAGCAGAUCAUGUCGCCGUCUUUGCCCACUCUCCAGCUUGCUGACGACUUGUGCGGCAUCUUCCGUUCUCAGAACCCGAGAGGCUGUAGGGCUGGAAGCGGCAAUGAUGCGAUCGCUGCAACAUCCGUCUGGACCCCGCAGCCAAGUGUAUGA
This is a messenger RNA of Chondrus crispus (carragheen), 903 nucleotides long. RefSeq lists its product as hypothetical. Bases 1 to 903 code for a protein of 300 amino acids. The transcript has a single exon. The record is from RefSeq and is a predicted model, not a curated record. NCBI's taxonomy places the organism in Eukaryota, Rhodophyta, Florideophyceae, Gigartinales, Gigartinaceae.